GGUUCUUGCGAGAAGAAUGAGCAAUGGCCGCUGCCAAUGCUGCCGCCGCCGCCGCCGCAUUCUCUACACCGCGCCACCGGCGACGCGAGCGCUCAGGUGGGUUCCCAGAACCGCAGCUCAGCUCUACUUUCCUCCCCUCGCGCUUCCAUUUCCAGCGUGAAAACACACACGAGCAGCAGCAAUGCGGCGGCGAUGGCCAACGUCGAAAGCCGCCGCUCGUCCGCGCGGAGGUCUCGACGGUGGUGCGCAAGCCCCGCAGCGGCGUCUUCAAGAAGCCCACCAUGAUCGUGGACGCCAUCACGGUGGAGAAGGGCAAGUACGGCUACGAGAUCGAGUCGUGCAUCAACUCGCUGAGCCAGCUCCCGCCGCGCGGAAGCGUGACGCGCUGCAUGGACCUCUACCGCAGCAAGCUCACGAUGCAGGACUUCUCGCUCAUCUUCCGCGAGUUCGCGGCGCGCAGCGACUGGCACCGAGCGCUCCGGCUCUUCAAGUACAUGCAGCGCCAGCAGUGGUGCAAGCCCACCGAGCACAUCUACACCAUCAUGAUCGGGAUCAUGGGCCGCGAGGGGCUGCUCGAGAAGUGCUCGGAGAUCUUCGAGGACAUGCCGGAGAACGACGUCAAGUGGAACGUCUACGCUUUCACGGCCUUGAUCAAUGCUUACGGACGAAACGGGCAGUAUGAAGCAUCGCUCCAUCUCCUGGCCAGGAUGAAGAAGGAGCAAGUGGAGCCGAAUCUCAUCACUUACAACACGGUUCUAAACGCUUGCUCGAAAGGUGGCCUCGACUGGGAGGGACUGCUCAAUCUCUUCGCGCAGAUGCGGCACGAAGGCAUCCAGCCGGAUCUUAUCACGUACAACACGCUCCUCUCGGCGUGUUCUUCGCGGGGUCUCGUGGAGCAAGCCGCGAUGGUGUUCAAGACGAUGAACGAGUCCGGAGUGGUGGCCGACGCCGUGACUUACAAGUCCCUCGUCGACACCUUUGCGGGAUCCAACCAGCUGGGCCGAGUCGAGGAGCUCCUCCGGGAGAUGGAGGACGAAGGCAAUCCUCCCGACAUCGCUGGAUACAACUCUUUGAUCGAAGCUUACGCCGACGCCGGGAACGUCCACGGCGCCGCUGGAGUGUUCAAGCAGAUGCAGCGAGGCGGCUGCGCUCCCGACGUCGAGACUUACUCCACGCUCCUCCGGAUCUACGGUAACCAGGGAUGCUUCGAGCAAGUUCGCUCGCUCUUCUCGGACAUGAAAGAUCUCUCGACGCCACCCACGGUGGCGACUUACAACUCGCUCAUACAAGUGUUUGGCGAGGGUGGUUACUUCCAGGAGUCGAUCAAUCUCUUCCACGACAUGGUGGACAGUGGAGUGAAGCCGGACGAUGCUACGUACUCGGCAUUGCUCUCGGUUUGUGGGAGGGGAGGACUUACGAGAGAGGCCGCGAAGAUCCAUCAACACAUGCUCACGAACGAGUCCACACCGAGCUUGGAGGCCUCGGCCGGGCUGAUAAGCUCGUAUGGAAAGAUGGCCAUGUACAAGGACGCGCUGGUUUCGUAUUAUAGGAUCCGGGAGGCCGGGCUGGAUCCACAGGUCUCGGCUUACGACGCUCUCAUCCAAGGCUACGCGAAAGGUGGUCUUUACGUGGAAGCGGGGUCUACGCUCUACGCGAUGAACAAGGCCGGGUUCCAAGCUCCGGUGUCCAGCGUGAACUCGGUUAUGGAGGCUUACAGCAAGGUCGGGCUCCACGACGAGGCUCUGGAGUUUUUCUCCGAGUUGCAGCAAAAGGAGGGGAGUGAAGUGGACGAGAGGACGCACGAGACGCUGCUGGGGGUUUACUGCGAUAUGGGAUUGCUCGAGGAGGCCAAGGAGGAGUUUGUCAUCAUCAAGGAGACGAGCAAAGUUCCCGGCGCUCGGGUCUACUGCUUGCUGCUCUCGCUGUGUGUGAGGCGAAGCAAAUGGGACUACGCAACUCAGCUCCUAGACGAGAUGAUCGCGGCCGGGGGCCUCCACCAAGUAGUCGUGGGGAUUGUGCGUGGCACUUACGAUGCCGACUUUAGCUGGCAAGUCGUGGAGUACGCUUUCGACGGCCUCAAGCUCCGGGACAUGGAAGAAAGCAUGGACUUCUACAACGCACUCGUCGAGCUCCUCGUCUACUGCAACCAAAAGGCUCGGGCCGCCCGAGUUCUCGCCGAUGCAAUGCAGCGAGGAGCCUUCCCCGAGGCGUUCAUCAAAACUCGUCGCGUUUGGUCCGUGAACGUCCACAGGAUGUCCGCCGGUGCCACCGUCACUGCGCUGUCGACGUGGUUUAACGACUUGCAAGAAUGCGAGAAGUUGCCUUUCAUGACUUCCAUCGUUGUCUCGUGUGGUGAUAUCGAAGAUCACAGGAAAGUGGAGGACUUACCAGUAGCGAAAGUGGUGCAAGCGUUCCUCAAACACUACGCGGCGCCACUCGAGACGGCGUCCUGGAACGAAGGAAGGAUAGUUUGCAAAGGCGAGGCGUUAAAGCCGUGGCUCUCGAGCAUGCCUUCCUUCAGCGAGACUUACGUGAGAAACGAGCCUCUUCCGGCUCAACUAACAAAGCAGCUAGCGCAGUCCAAAGUUCCUUCUCUCAAAUAGCUCUUUUGUGUACAGCGAAAGGAAGAAAGCGGCCAUAUACAAAACAAAAGAAUAGAGAGACUCCUUCGAUUUAAACCAAGUGUGUAUGACAAACUUCUUUCUUUCUUUCUUC
Messenger RNA from Selaginella moellendorffii, 2715 nucleotides. RefSeq names its product pentatricopeptide repeat-containing protein At1g74850, chloroplastic. The record is from RefSeq and is a predicted model, not a curated record. The transcript has 4 exons. The coding region runs from base 24 to 2603 and encodes 859 amino acids. Gene Ontology annotation, molecular function: protein binding. NCBI's taxonomy places the organism in Eukaryota, Viridiplantae, Streptophyta, Lycopodiopsida, Selaginellales, Selaginellaceae.